Nerophis lumbriciformis (worm pipefish) is the source of this 933-nucleotide messenger RNA. The record is from RefSeq and is a predicted model, not a curated record. Lineage: Eukaryota; Metazoa; Chordata; Actinopteri; Syngnathiformes; Syngnathidae.
AUGGUAGGCCUGAAACCCUCAGACGUGCCCCCUCCCCUCGGGGUCAAGAUGGCCAGCGCGGGGGCGGCGGCUUGCAUCGCCGACAUCGUCACCUUCCCUCUGGACACUGCUAAAGUCCGACUUCAGAUCCAAGGUGAGAAGAAGGUGGCGGCGGCGGAAGCCAAGGCCAUUCGCUACAGAGGCGUGUUCGGGACCAUCAGUACCAUGAUACGCACCGAGGGCCCGCGCUCGCUCUACAACGGGCUGGUGGCGGGACUGCAGAGACAGGUGUGCUUUGCCUCGGUCCGAAUCGGCCUCUACGACAACGUCAGGGAUUUCUACACCGGAGGAGCGGAAAACGCGGGAGUGUUGAUGCGCAUCCUGGCCGGCUGCACGACGGGCGCCAUGGCGGUGUCUUUCGCGCAACCCACCGACGUGGUGAAGGUUCGAUUCCAGGCUCAGAUGAACCUAGACGGUGUGGCGCGACGCUACAGCGGGACCAUGCAAGCCUACAGACACAUCUUUCGCAACGAAGGACUGCGAGGACUAUGGAAAGGAACGUUGCCUAACAUCACGAGGAACGCGUUGGUCAACUGCACUGAGCUAGUGACGUACGACCUCAUCAAAGAAGCCAUCCUGCGACACAAGCUCAUGUCAGACAACCUGCCGUGUCACUUUGUGUCGGCCUUCGGCGCCGGCUUCGUCACUACGGUGAUCGCCUCUCCGGUGGACGUGGUGAAGACCAGGUACAUGAACUCGCCGCCGGGUCAGUACCGCAGCGCUAUCAACUGCGCGUGGACCAUGUUGACCAAAGAGGGGCCCACAGCUUUCUACAAGGGCUUUGUGCCGUCCUUCCUGAGACUCGGCUCGUGGAACGUCGUCAUGUUCGUCUCCUUCGAACAAAUCAAGCGCGCCAUGAUGGUGACCAAGAAGCGCUUUGAGACGUCCAACUGA